Messenger RNA from Parascedosporium putredinis, 2343 nucleotides. Lineage: Eukaryota; Fungi; Ascomycota; Sordariomycetes; Microascales; Microascaceae. The record is from the annotation of a GenBank genome assembly.
AUGUCUCCCUCGCUUCGAGCUAUCACCACGCUGGCCCUGGCCGGUGCCGCCCAGGCUACUACCACCUGGUCCCUCAAGGAUGAAUACAAGGGUGCCGGAUUCUUCGACAAGUUCAACUUCUAUACCGUCAGCCCUGACCCGAACUGGAGCUACGUCCAGUACAGGAACCAGACCGAUGCCAAGACCUUGGGCUUGAUCGGCCAGACUGGCGAGGAUGUCUUCAUCCGAGCUGACCAUACCAACAAGGGCGACGCUGUCGGCCGAAACUCCAUCCGCCUUGAGUCCAAGGAGACUUAUACCCGCGCCCUCAUCAUUGCCCGCUUCUCCAAGCUGCCUAAGCCCGUCUGCGGUUCCUGGCCCGCCUUUUGGACCUAUGGUGAGCCGUGGCCCAACGUCGGUGAGAUCGAUAUCAUGGAGACCUGGCAUGACGGCACCGUGAGCAACUCCGUCAUGCACACUGGUGACUCCUCCGUGUACGGUAACUGCAAGCUCGAGAGCACUGGCAUCCGCGGCGGUGCUGGCUCCGUGACGACCAGCAACUGCGACAACCUCUACGCUGACUACGUUACCCAGUGGCCCAACCAGGGCUGCAGUGUCAAGGACACCGACGGCCCGUACGGUACCGCCAGCCGCGCCGGUACCUACGCCGUUGAGUGGACUUCGGAGGCCAUCAAGGUCUACUCCUUCAAGGCCGGUAGCGAGCCCGCCAACAUUGGCAGCAGCAAUCCCGAUACCUCGUCGUGGGGUCUUCCCACCAUGAGGGUCAGCAACGCCAACUGCAACAUUGACCGCCACUUUGCCGACCAGAAGAUUGUCCUCAACAUGGCGUUCUGCGGUAUCCCCGUCCAGGAGAACGAGUUCUGGGUCAACCAGUCCAAGUGCAACACCAAGACCAACUACGCCACCUGCGUCGACUACGUCAAGAACGAGCCCCAGGACUUUGCGGAUGUCAGCUUCCAGAUCAAGGAUAUCCGCGUCUUCACCCAGACCACCGUUUCCACCACCACUACCUCGUCUACCAGCACCUCGUCCACUUCCACUUCGUCUACUUCUACUUCGUCCACCAGCACCACGGAAACUAGCACUGAGGUGACUGAUGAGCCUACUGCCACCGAGACCACUGCGGAGCCCACUGCCACUGACGGUACUGCGGAGCCCACUGCCACCGAUGUCACCGAGGAGCCUACCGCUACUCAUGGUACCGAGGAACCCACUGCUACCGACGGUACUGAGGAGCCCACCGCUACUGAUGGUACCAACGAGCCCACCGCUACCGAUGGAACCAACGAGCCCACUGCCACUGAUGGUACCGAGGAGCCUACCGCCACUGAUGGUACCGAGGAGCCCACUGCUACUGACGGCACUGAGGAACCCACUGCCACUGAUGGCACCGAGGAGCCUACCGCUACCGACGGUACUGAGGAACCCACUGCUACUGAUGGUACCGAGGAGCCUACCGCCACUGAUGGCACCGAGGAGCCCACUGCUACUGACGGCACUGAGGAACCCACUGCCACUGAUGGCACCGAGGAGCCUACCGCUACCGACGGUACUGAGGAACCCACUGCUACUGAUGGUACCGAGGAGCCUACCGCCACUGAUGGCACCGAGGAGCCUACUGCUACCGACGGUACUGAGGAGCCUACCGCUACUGACGGCACUGAGGAACCCACUGCUACUGACGGCACCGAAGAGCCCACCGCUACUGAUGGUACCGAGGAGCCUACCGCUACUGACGGUACUGAGGAGCCUACUGCCACCGAUGGCACUGAGGAACCCACUGCUACUGAUGGCACCGAAGAACCCACCUGCACUGACGACACCGAGGAGCCAACCGAGACCGAUGAUGGCCUCGUCACCUCUACUGUCUCCACCACUAUUGUCGAGACCGUCACCGCCUGCCCCGAGACCGUGACUAACUGCCCCAUCGGUGCCGUUGUCACCCGCACCGUCGCUGCCUACACCACCGUCUGCCCCGCCGAGGAUGUCACCUCGGCCCCCGUUACCACUCUCGAGACCGUCAGCCGGGACGGCAGGACCACCAUUACCUCCCACAUCACCACCAUCCGCACCGUGACCCUCUGCCCUCCCAUCGCCACCGACUGCACUCCUGGCGAUGUUGUCACCGAGGUUGUAGCGACCACCAGCGUCUGCGAUGAUGACGAGGUCCCUGCCGUUACUGCUACUCCCAAGCCUAGCAGCCCUGUUGGCAAGACCAACAGCACCUCUCCUGUUGCUCCUUGCAACGGUGAUGACUGCUCUAACCCCGUCGUCAUCAGCGGCGCCGUCAAGGCCGGUAUGAGCGUUGGUCUUGCCGCCCUCGUUGCUUUCUUUGCUCUUUAA